ACUCUCUCAUCACUCACCUACCAUGGCUGAUACCGCACCCGCUGCUCCGGCACCCGCCAGCCCCACCAAGGCGAAGAAGCCGAAGGCCGCCAAGACCGGCGCCAAGAAGGUCGUGCCGACGCACCCGCCGACCGCCCAGAUGGUCAACGCCGCCAUCAAGAACCUGAAGGAGCGUGGAGGCUCUUCUCUGCAGGCCAUCAAGAAGUACAUCGCUGCCACGUACAAGAUCGACGCCGAGAAGUUGGCUCCGUUCAUCCGCAAGUACCUCAAGUCUGCCGUCACCGCCGGCAAACUGGUACAGACCAAGGGCAAGGGCGCGUCCGGCUCGUUCAAGCUGAGCGCCGCCGCCCCGAAGAAGGAAAAGGUCGUCAAGCCCAAAAAGCCGGCCGCCGAGAAGAAGGCCAAGAAGCCCAAGAGCCCCAAGAAGACCGCCGUCAAGAAGGUGACCAAGCCAAAGAAGACCGUGGCCGAGAAGAAACCCGCUGCCGCCAAGAAGGUGGUCGCUGCCAAGAAGCCCAAGUCUCCGAAGAAGGACAAGAAGCCCAAGGCCGCCGCCGCCAAGCCCAAGACCCCCAAGGUCAAGAAGGUCGUCGCCAAGAAGCCCGCAGCCAAGAAAGCCGCCCCCAAGAAGGCUGCGGCCAAAAAGGCCUAAGCCACUCGUCAAUUCCUCCCUAAAUCGGCCCUUUUCAGAGCCACCAAAUCUCUCAAAUAAGAGCAAUGCAAGCAAUGGUUAAAAUUUCCCAAGUUGAUAAUUAUUAAAUGAUACUAAUGAUUCCGUAAUUGAUUUUAAAUUCUCUAUCAAAGUAAUGAAGAAGUAAAAUUUAUCGACAUAGGAUGUGUUUAUAUUUAAAAGUAAAAAUUUUUUUUCAAUUUUUUUCAAAUUAAUAUUCUCAGGUCUCCUUCGUUUCAUUAAUUCCCUUGAACUAAAUGGCAAUUUUUUAUUUGUCUUAGCAAAAUAUAUGAAUGACAAAUCUAAUUUACAGCUGAUCUACAUAAACCUUCAAAUUUGACCGCAUCUCUCAUCGCCAUCAAGCACUGAAAGGUUUGCUUAUAUUUUCGACAAUUCUCAUAAGAAUAGAAUAAAAAAAUUAAAUUCUAGCCUUUUACAUCAAUUCAAACCUCCAACCGCUUUCAAUAAAAUCAGAUACGAUCGGAGAAGAUUGGGACGACAUUUAAUUAAAAAUUAUACUAAUUUUCUAGAUUCCACCUGAUGUGAAAAUUGUGAAAUAAUUUGAAUUCAUUUCUCAUAAACAUUGAGCUGGGAAAGGAGUAAUUAAGGCCUCCUUAUUGACAUAGUCAAAUUAAGUCUUUUCAACAAUAGGAAAUAUUUUAUAAAUAAUUGGAAAAUUUAACAAUCAUUGUUGUAAAGACUUGAUUUGACUACGUCAAUAGGGAGUCCUUAACGAGAGCGCUUCUCGGCAGUCGCUUGCUUGAACCACGACAAACGCACGCUUGAA
This is a messenger RNA of Neocloeon triangulifer, 1457 nucleotides long. RefSeq names its product histone H1-III-like. Gene Ontology annotation, cellular component: nucleosome; nucleus. The record is from RefSeq and is a predicted model, not a curated record. The transcript has a single exon. Gene Ontology annotation, biological process: chromosome condensation; negative regulation of DNA recombination; nucleosome assembly. The coding region runs from base 23 to 652 and encodes 209 amino acids. NCBI's taxonomy places the organism in Eukaryota, Metazoa, Arthropoda, Insecta, Ephemeroptera, Baetidae. Gene Ontology annotation, molecular function: structural constituent of chromatin; nucleosomal DNA binding; double-stranded DNA binding.